UGACCCAAAUACUAAUUAUAAAAAUGUCAAUGUGAUUAAUCUUAAAUGGGGCAACGAAAUGCCACAAAUCUAUCUCAGUCGAUGCAAGUUUGGCAAUGGCCACUAUUGGCACACGACCAGACUUAGUGCCAGAAAGCAAUGUGCUACGACCAAAAUAAACACUACACUUUAGUCUGCACAUUAAAACCCUGAUAUUGAGAUUGAAAAGUGUUAAUUUGACAGUUGAAUUGUUAAAAUCCGGUGAUGAUUCUUUCUUGUCAAGUUUCAGAACGGUGAUUCGUGAAAAAAUUUUAUAUUUUGAAAUUCGAACUCGUUUUUGAGUGAUAGCCAACUGUUUUUUUGGAUUGAGCCAUCUAGCGGACAAACCCAACAUGUCUCUCCCAAUAAUUACUUCCAAAGACAGAAACACAAACAUGAAACUGACCCGGCUCUUCUACAAAUACGCAGACGAAAUGAAAGAGAAAGAGAGGAGAGAUGCGGCUGACAACGAGCCAGAAAAGGACUACGAAAAAUAUCCUCCAUACAAUUUCUCUUGGUUCAUCCCGAACAAAAUAGCCGCUAUGGGCUGGCCUCAAACUGUCGAAAACUUGAACUAUUUGGCUUACAAUGGGGUGGACCAUUUGGUGACUCUUUCGCCGGAGAAGAUACCGCCUAUUUUGGAGUGUGAGAUGAAGAUGAAGUGGUCGGAAGUCCCGGUGAAGGAGUUUGGGGCUCCGACGCUGAAGCAGAUUAUCAAGUUUAUCGAGAUCUGUGAGAGAGCCGAGAUUCGGGGGGAGACGGUGGGCGUGCACUGCCGGCACGGGCGCGGGCGCACGGGCACCAUGCUGGCGUGCUACCUCGUGCACUUCCGGGACAUGGCGCCCGAGCGGGCCGUGCUGACGGUACGGGUGCAGCGGCCCGGCUCCUGCGAAACCUACGAGCAAGAGAAGGCGGUGUGCCACUACCACGACUGUCUCCGCGGCACGGUGCCCAAGCCCGACUACCGACUUGUGGACGACAAGCCUUACUUCGACAGCACCAUGCGACAUCUUGACGAACAGGAAGUUAUCGAGGAGACGGAAGAGGAGCGGGAGGCGGCUCGCGAAGAGAAACGAAGGCUGAGGAAGCUGCGAGUGAAGGCGAUGGUUAUCAACCAUCAUAUUUAUUUCUAGGGGUUUGGGGUGGUGAUCUGCUGCCGCUACACGGGUUCGUUAUCGACUUUGAUAUACGUCACUAUGUCGAGGUUCGCCAUAAAUUCGAUACUGUUGGUACGCGCAUUAUCGAGUUAAAAUGUUUAUUGACGUCGAUAAAAUCCGUGUAGCGGCAGCAGGCUUGGUUGAGGGUUAGGGCAUGGUAGAUAAAAUGUUUGUAUGUAAGUAAUGAAUGCAUUUGAUUACAUUAUUAUAGAGUUAUUAUUAAAAAAUUCAAUCUUUUGGUAUUAAGAGGUA
Plutella xylostella (diamondback moth) is the source of this 1427-nucleotide messenger RNA. RefSeq names its product dual specificity protein phosphatase 23. Gene Ontology annotation, biological process: protein dephosphorylation. The record is from RefSeq and is a predicted model, not a curated record. Lineage: Eukaryota; Metazoa; Arthropoda; Insecta; Lepidoptera; Plutellidae.